AUGGGUGGUGCGUCUGGUUUGAAUAUUCUGCAGCAGAAAUCGUGGCACGUUCUGAGACGACAUAACAUCGAGCGCGUCCGAAAAGACCAGCGAGAAGAACGAGAAAGGCAGCAAAAAGAGGAUGACAGGAAAAAUCUAGUAGAGUUUGAAUCAAAGCUCGAUCGCCUUAGGGCAAAGGCAUCAAAGAGCGACUCGACAGCUGUAGCGACAACAAGCUCAAAUGAGCCGCUCAAUCUCUUCAAAGUCACUGAUCUAAAAGACUUGAAAAACGUCGACAAGCAAAUUGAGGAUCAGCAAGAUGAGGACAAGCGACUGCGGAAAGAAGGCUUCCUCACGUAUCUUGGUGAAACCGUUCUUGAAAACGACAGUCCUUGGUAUGCAACACAGCGUGGCGUUGAACAAACCAAAAAGGCAAAAGACGAAGAACGCUUCGCAAAGGAUGAGAUUCGUAAGACAAACGAAGAUCCUCUCGCAAAAUUCGCCAAAGAAAUGAAAUGGGCUGCGCCGAAAAAGAAAGAUGACCUCAUACCGCUGCGAGCACCAGAAGACAAUUUCCUGAGAAUCGCGUACGAAGAAGAAGUGAAGCGAGAAAAACUAUCGUUUUCUCCUCCAAGACAAGAAAGAUCACCAUCUCCAGAGUUCAUUUCCGAAUCCAGGUCAAAGAAAAAGAAGAGCAAGAAAUCGAGGAGAGAGUCUCCAAGAAGAAGGAAGACCUCCAUCAGACCUACAGAACCCUCAUCCUCAAGCUCAUCUUCCAGCUCCGCAUCGUUGAUAGCGAUGCUCAGAGCCAAAGCGGAUAAACGAAUUCAGCGAGAGCGCGCGAAAACCCAAGACCUUUUUGACAAAAUCAACGGCGUUGUAAAGAAAGAGCCAGAAGAGCCAGUUGAGGAAAUGGACGAGCGAAAACGGGGCUACAAUUCUUGCUUCAACCCGAAAUUUCAAGCUGCAAAAGAACGUCGAAGAAAUUCUGAGUAUUAA
This is a messenger RNA of Oikopleura dioica, 978 nucleotides long. NCBI's taxonomy places the organism in Eukaryota, Metazoa, Chordata, Appendicularia, Copelata, Oikopleuridae. The record is from the annotation of a GenBank genome assembly.